AUGCCUUGUUUUAAGGGUCUUGCAGUCAGCAUCCAUACGCCUAAUGGGCCACUUGCCGAAUACUCAGUUCAGCGCCAUUCCCGUGCCUCUCGAAUUGCCUGCUACAUCCCGGUACCGCCUCCGAAGCUUCCCAACUCGGCCACGGGGAAGCCAGAACAGUCGACAUUCGCCAUAUCAAUCACCCUCCUCACACCAGGUCUGACAGUCCCUUAUUCCACGCCAAAAGCCACGCCAGAUAACCCCUAUCCGAGGCCCAAGAUUGUGGGAGGCCUCCCGGACCAACCUACUGCUGUGUCCUCCAUAGGCCCAUAUCAACCCAUGACAGCCUCCCCGCGAGAAACAGUUGCGGCAUAUAUCUAUUUUGAUGGCAGACAGAAAGAAGAAGUGGCCACCUUACUAAGAAGGGGUGAAGAGACUUGGGUCAAUUCGAGGUGGGUAGGCGUUCCGCAGUCCGAAGGCGGUGGGCUUGCCGAACGAGAAUUCUUGUUUCGUGAAGUCGGCCUAGAACGAUGGCUUAAUGGAUUAGAUCUCGAGGGCAAGGAUGCUGCAGAGAAAAUUGAACGAAGGCGUCAAAAAAUGGAGAAAAGGAGGCGAAAACGAGAGCUUCAACAACGCAAUGAAAACGCUGCUAAUGCGGCUGCGGACGAAGGCAUGGAUCUGGAUGACAAGAAGCCAAAGCUUCUGCGGGAGAAGGGUGUUCUUCGUUAUGGAGCAAAUGAUCAGUCGCCCGUGGAGCAGCUAUCUGACGAUGCGGAAUUGCUAUCCACAGAUUCGGACUUUGAUGACGACCCUAUCCCAGAAACGGCCGGUCAGAUUAAAGUAGCCUUGUUCCGAGUCUUGGCUUCCGGCGAGAUCAAGCGUGGGGAGUAUUCUCCUCAAUUUGAUGCCCAUGAUGAUGAUGAGGAUCUGCAUGGUGGUCCUGGCGGUGGUCAAGAGUCGAAUGGAAACGGCAGCACGGCAGAUAUAGACCAUACCACUAGCUUUGCGAAGCCAAAGUCGCUAGACCCCAAGUCCAUCAGUACUCAGACGGUCACCGGAAUCGAUCCGACCGAUAAGCCCUAUGCCGUCUUUACAUUCAUGUAUAGGGGUGAACGCCAAUUGCAGAAAAUGGGGAUAUUAAAGGAUCCCAAGUCUCAAGACAAGGAGUCUCUUAAGUCAGCUCGUCGAAAGUCUACACAGCCUGAUUUUGCGAAUAUCAAACCACUGAAGCCGGGUGGCACUACCGGCUUUGUCGGCUUUAGAGAUCGUGAAAAGGAGCAGAAGACCGGUAAAAGAAAGGGCUCCAAUGGAAAUGAACUCGACAGUGACGACGAUGAAGAUGACGAAGGUGUUUCUGUUUCCAUUGUUGGUAAGGCUGAGGAUGAAGAGGAGAAAGAGGCCAACUCUCUCCUAUCUCCCGAUGAUGCCAAGCGGCAGGGUGAGCUCGCAGAAGGUGUUCGGCAGAUAAAGCUCAAACGACAACACUCUGCCGAACCCUUGUCCGCGGCAGCCGGUCUCGCAGAUCCCGCGAAGGCUUCAAAAUCAAGCACUCCCGGAUCAAGGCUUUCCCCGCCAGUAACAGCCAGGCACGACUCCACACCACCUCACAGUAGUCUGCCCAAGGAGACAAGUAUGAAUUUACUCGACAAUGAUGCCUAUGUUGGUAGCCCGCUCAAAAAACAAAGGGCAAGCAUAUCGGCAACUGACGAGAAUGUUCAUCGUCAGGGGCAAGUGGCUGGCUUAUCAUCUAAGAUUCACGAGAUCAUGGACACUUCUGCUACUGCUACCUCGGCAACAGCUGGUGAAACCCAAAGCAGCCAGAGUAGCAUAACCAACCACAAUACAAGCACCACCACUGCUAAUAAUGAUAGUCUGUGUGGGAGCUUACUCUCGGAGGGUAUAAUGGAGUCUGAUAUAAAGUCACCCGGCUUAGAGGAGGAGUUGUAG
Molecule: messenger RNA, 1926 nt
Organism: Trichophyton benhamiae CBS 112371
Lineage: Eukaryota; Fungi; Ascomycota; Eurotiomycetes; Onygenales; Arthrodermataceae
Exons: 3
Coding region: 1-1926 (641 amino acids)
Source: RefSeq, a predicted model, not a curated record